UCAUUUAAUACCUAUUGGCUAUAAUCUCGAUCUCAAACAAGCAAAUCUCACCUCAUUCCUGACAUCACCCGUCACCUAUCAAUCUAUGGGCAUAUAUAUAAAUAUACCAAAGUAAAAGCAUAUCUUCAUCAAUAUCAUCCAAACUUUUCACACAAAAAAAAAAAUGGGCACAGCAGAAGGUUUUCUGACAAAAGAAUAUGGUUAUGUCGUUUUGGUUUUAGUCCUCUAUUGCAUCUUCAAUUUAUGGAUGGGUUUUAAAGUUGGCGCAGCCCGCAAAAAGUACAAGGUUUUUUAUCCAACUUUAUAUGCAUCAGAAUCUGAGAACAAGGAUGCCAAGCUCUUCAAUUGUGUUCAGAGAGGGCACCAGAAUUCAUUGGAAAUGAUGCCAGUUUAUUUCAUAUUAAUGAUAUUGGGAGGAAUGAGACAUCCAUGUAUAUGUACUGGUCUUGGCCUCUUUUACAUCGUUGCUCGUUAUUUCUACUUCACUGGUUACUCCUCUGGUGAUCCUCAGAAACGUCUUUCCAUUGGGAAAUAUGGUUUCUUGGCCUUGAUGGGUUUGAUGAUCUGCACAAUUUCUUUCGGGGUCAAUCUUCUUAUUGCUUGAGAAGAGGGCAUCGCAUACUUACUAAGACGCUUUUAUUCGUUAGCUUGUAACUUUACUUUUGAUGUACUGUAAUAACUACUGCUGCAGCUUUUCUGUAUUAUGAACAACAGUUUCAAAUCAAAGAGGAAACUAACAUUAUAUCUA
Molecule: messenger RNA, 748 nt
Organism: Beta vulgaris subsp. vulgaris (sugar beet)
Lineage: Eukaryota; Viridiplantae; Streptophyta; Magnoliopsida; Caryophyllales; Amaranthaceae
Exons: 4
Coding region: 164-604 (146 amino acids)
Cellular component (GO): endoplasmic reticulum; nuclear envelope; membrane
Molecular function (GO): glutathione transferase activity; glutathione peroxidase activity
Source: RefSeq, a predicted model, not a curated record